Messenger RNA from Limulus polyphemus (Atlantic horseshoe crab), 2888 nucleotides. RefSeq names its product sulfhydryl oxidase 1-like. Gene Ontology annotation, biological process: protein folding. Gene Ontology annotation, cellular component: Golgi membrane. Gene Ontology annotation, molecular function: flavin-dependent sulfhydryl oxidase activity; protein disulfide isomerase activity. The coding region runs from base 473 to 2248 and encodes 591 amino acids. Lineage: Eukaryota; Metazoa; Arthropoda; Merostomata; Xiphosura; Limulidae. The record is from RefSeq and is a predicted model, not a curated record. The transcript is spliced from 12 exons.
GAAGCGCGUCUCACAGUUUGCGUACCACAUAUUUAUUUAAACAGCUUUAGUCAUUACAUUUCCUGUUAAACAGCUGCAUGUUAUCGGGAAAAGCUAGAUUACUGCUCAGUGUUAGAAUGAAAGAGAAGGUCUACAUUUAUGUAAACCGGAAAUGUGUGACAAGUUAAGAGUUGACGUUGGAAGUUUAAGAACUGGGUUGGAACAUCUCUUGAUUGUAAUUAGGUAAAAUUAUAAGAACAGCCUUAAACUUACGGUGUUUAUACUAGUGCUAGUAAAUGAUAUUAAUAUUGAAAUAACAUUAACAGUUCGCAAUAACGUUUGAGUUAAUUUUGAGAGUGAAACUGAAAGACUAAACUCAAGAGACAGUCGUACUACAAGUUACAACUCAAGUCUGUACUGUGUAGAGUAAUUGAGUGAGUGGAGUAUUACCAUACUACAGUACUAGAAAUUACAAGUUCGUGUAGCGUUCAACAUGAGAAAAGAUCUUUCAGUUUCAGUGAAAGUUUCCCGGUUUACUGUUGUUACAUUAUUACUGUGUUUUCUUUCCUGGUCAACGGCAGAGUCUCUUUACAGUGCGUUAGAUGCAGUUCUUCAGCUGAAUUCUUCAUCUUUUCAGGAAAGUGUUUUUUUAAAAGAUAAUGCAUGGAUUGUGGAAUUUUAUAGCAGCUGGUGUGGUCACUGUAUCAAUUUUGCACCACUGUGGAAGAAGUUUGCGAAGGAUAUCCAAGCUUGGGACAAAGUUGUUCGUGUUGCUGUUGUAAACUGUGCAGAUGAAGUGAAUGUAGACUUGUGUAGAAAAUAUCAGGUGGAAUAUUAUCCUUCAAUAAAGUAUUUCUGGAUCCAAGCAGAUGAAAAUAGUUUGGGAAAUACAUCUUAUAAGGAAGACAAUAUUACCAGUUUACGACAUAACCUCAUCGAUUUUCUGACGGUAAAAGUUAAUGAAAGCACUCUGCUACCAUCUGGUUGGCCAAAGUUUGAUACUGACAAAAUAUCCCAAACAGUUAGUGAAAUGUGGAGACAUCUUCCAACAAACUGGGAUUCAAUUUUUGUUGUGAUAGAACCUGAAAACUCUUACAUUGGGCGAGAAGUCAUCUUGGAUUUAUCCUCUGAAGAAGAUCUCAGAGUUGUCAGAGUAACUACCUCCAACGUUAAUCUAGUAGAAGAUAUUUUGCAGGAUAUUGAUGACUCAGUUCUUCCAGUCUUGGUAGAUAUAAGGCGUGGAAAAUCGCCACAUCUUCUUAUCCAACCAAUGUUUGGAGAAUCACCUAGAAGACUAUUUGUUGAAACCUUGAGUCGGCUAUUACGAUUAACUACAGAGAGCCCGGGACCAGAAAGCACAACAAUGAGAAAUAACAAUACCAACAGCAGUGUGUUAGCAUCAAAGUCUCAAAGGGUAUAUAUGUCGGACCUGGAAAACGUAAUUCGUUACUCAUUGAAACAAGAAGUUGGAGUGCAUGAUGUUUUGGAAGAAGCUCAGCUCAAAGCUUUGAAAUAUUAUUUGGAGAUUCUUAUUAAAUAUUUUCCUGGAAGGCCUCCUAUAAAGAGAUUUUUGAAAGAAUUGGAAAAGUGGGUUACGCAACGUAUAUCAGAAGUUGUAGACACUGAAGUCUUCUUAAAUUACAUUGACAAUAUCCAGAGUGAUACCAUCCAGCUUCCAGUUAUGAGAGAGUGGCAAGCUUGUCAAGGUAGUAAACCUACCUUUCGUGGUUAUCCUUGUGGAGUUUGGAUGUUGUUCCAUACGUUAACAGUACAGGCCCUAGAGGACUUUAACAAAGGUGGUACUGACAAUCCUCGUGAGGUGUUGUUUGCCAUGAGAGACUAUGUGCGGAACUUUUUUACAUGCCAUUACUGUGCAAGACACUUCGCAGAAAUGGCUGCCGAUCUUCAGACUGACCUCGUCAAUCCUAAUGAUACCGUGCUGUGGCUGUGGAGAGCACACAAUCGUGUCAAUCGUCGUCUUGCUGGAGAUGCUUCAGAAGAUCCUUACCACCCUAAAGUUCAGUUUCCCACCAUCCAGCUCUGUCCAGACUGUCACAUCAAAACAACUUGGAAUUCCACAGCUGUAAUGAACUAUCUGAUGAAGUUCUAUGGGGAAAAAAAUUUUGCUGAUUUUGAAGGACAUCACCAGGAAAUGUUGGAGGAUGACAGUAAAAAUUUUGCUUUCCCCUUACAAGGGGCUUCUUUAUGGAUUCACUCUCUUUGGGGUUCUGUCAUUGUUAUUGUGGAUCUUGCCAGGAGCGUCACGUAAUGGGAUACAACCUAUCACAUUUAAAUAUUCAUUCAAGAAUCAUCAUAGUUCUGCUGAAGAAAUGAAGAAAUAUUUUCAUCGCAAGAUUCAAAUGGACUGCUUCUUAUGUCAGUUAAAGAAUCAUCAUAGUUCUGCUGAAGAAAUAAAUGGUGUAUUUUACUUAGAACUUGGGUAUAAAGGUAUUUUGAACUGUUUAGAAAAUUUUAACAUUUAUUUUCAAGAAAGUGUAGUCUUUUUGUUUAAAACAUGUCUAAGACAUUAUUAACCCUUAAACUUUUAAUGUUAUUAUACAUUUAUUGAAAAAAUAUUGAGAAUGUUUUAAGGCAAAAUGUAUUCUUUCAUUUUAAAUAAAUGCCUACCAGCUUGUUGGUGCAUUUAGAUGGAAUUUAAAAACUUGUUAUAGUAUAAAAACUCGUAUAUUUUAUAUCUUCCUUUGUUGAUUAAUAAUGUUGAGAACUGAAGUUUUAAUUAAGUAUACAAGAUACUAUAUUUACGUAUUAGGUUCACACCAAGUUUUAAUAAUGUGUACAAGACACUACAUCAACUUAAAUAAUCUUCAGUACAUUAAUCAAUAACACAAAGCAAAUCCAUACAUUUAAAGUUCUAAGCUCAAAAUAAUAAUGUGGGAAUAAAAAAAAAA